UCGCUCUCUCUCUCUCUCUCUCUCUCAUGAGUUUUUUCUUGUGAUCCUCGUCCCCCUCUCUCACUCUCUCUCUCCCUCUCUCCUUCACCCACUCUCUUUCUCCCUCCCCUCUCUUUCUCUCUCUAGAUACAAGUUCCCUGAAUAAAAAUAGAGUCUUUGGCUUUUUUGCCUCCUCUGUUGAAUACAAUGAGCAACCCAGAAGAAGAGAGGGCUUCAAACAUGCAGUCUGUAUUCUCAGGUUUUGUACUCGGCCCUGAAAAAUGUAGCAGCCUAAGCUUGGGAGAAAAGAGAGAACUAGUCCGAGAGAUUGCCAAAUGGUCAAAAGAUGCCCCAGAGAUUCUAAGUUCCUUUACCCGUAGGGAACUUCUUGAAAUUAUCUGUGCCGAGAUGGGUAAAGAAAGGAAGUACAGAGGAUAUUCAAAAUAUCUAAUGAUACAGCAGCUUCUGAAGGUAAUUGAUUUGAAUUCCAAGAGCAAUACUAAUAGUAAUCCUGAAGUUGCUCCGGCCAAAAUUCAAACUGGAAAGAAAAGGAAAAGGGAAGCUUCCUUUCAACCUCUCUCUGACACAGGUCAUGUUUCUCCGGUGACGACUAAAGAAGGAAAUCCUAAAAUCCAAGUUUGUCAUAAUGUAGCAUGCAAAGCUGCCUUUGGGUUAGAGGAGUCUUUUUGCAAAAGAUGUUCUUGUUGUAUCUGUCAACUUUUCGAUGAUAACAAGGAUCCUAGUCUAUGGUUGACCUGUGGCUCUGAUUCUGCUGAUGAGAAUGGUCCAUGUGGAAUGUCAUGUCAUCUGGAAUGUGCUCUAAUGCAUGAAAAAUCUGGCUUUAUGAAGAGCGGGUGCUGUCCAGAAUUGGAUGGAAGCUUCUAUUGUGUUGCUUGCGGAAAGGUUAAUGAUAUAAUGAGAACCUGGAGAAAACAAUUGAUGAUUGCAAAGGAGGCUAGAAGAGUGGAUGUACUGUGUCUACGAAUUUCUCUAUCUUACAAAAUUCUUUUAGGAACGAAGAAAUACCAAAAUCUGCAGAACACGGUAGCAACUGCCAUGAAAAAACUGAACAAUGAAGUAGGGCCUCUGGAACAGGUCUGUGCAAAGAUGGCACGUGGAAUCGUAAACAGGCUCUCUUGUGGUGCUGAAGUUCAGAAAUUGUGCAGUUCAGCAUUGGACACGUUUGACACAAUGUUUUCUGUUCCUUGCCCUGUCCAUGCAGAAAAGGAAGAGCAAGCCACUUGCCGCAUCCAGUUUGAAGACUCAUCCCCGACUUCUGUUGUCAUUGUGCUAGAAUAUGAGGACCAACUUUUUAACAACUUCUUGGGUUGCAGGCUGUGGCAUCGUAAGUCUGAUGCAAAGGAUUACCCAGACCAACCCUCUUUCAUUGUUUUGAGGCCUGAGAAGAAAUUUAGCAUCACCGAUCUCCAUCCCUCAUCUGAAUAUUUCUGCAAGGUUUCUCUGUUUAGCAACUCAGGAAUAUUGGGUGUUUGGGAAGCUAAAUGGGUCACGCCUGCAUCCUAUGAUAGCUCUGUUGUGUCAGAGACAAAACGAAGGGAAGACAAUGUAGUAGUUGUUCAAAAUCAUUCCCAAGCUGAAUCAACCAAUUCUAGUGACAUCAAAUUAACUUCUGGAGCCCAUCCCGCAAAUCUUCAGUUAUCAGAUGGCAUUGGCAAGAACCAGAGCAAACGUCUCUACUCGCUGCUUCCUUUAACUGAAACUGUUUCUUUGAUCAAAGAUGCAGUUUCUCCAUUGACACCUUGUAAAUCUAACGGAAUGCGCAAAGUACCAGUUUUCAGAUGUGCAAAGCGAGCAGAGGAAAGUGAUUACGACUACUCUGUGAGAGCAAUCAAAUGGUUAGAGUGCGAGGGCCACGUAGAUGAAGAUUUUAGAGUAAAAUUUCUGACUUGGUUCAGUCUGAAAGCAAAUGUGCAAGAACGAAGGGUGGUUAGAGUAUUCGUGGACACCUUCAUCGAUGAUCCAUCAAGCUUGGCCGGUCAGCUCAUUCACAGCUUCGUGGAUAAGAUUUGCUGCCAGCAAAAGGAAAACCAAUUUCUCAGCAUGGGUCUUCCACAAGGUUGUGCCAUUAAAUUUUGAACAAGGGGAUCAGCUUUAUGCGAAAAUGUCUAGUAGUAGGUAGGACAUGGUUUAGAAAUGUAGGUCUUUUUUUUCCUUCUGUUUUAUGUUUUGGUUGAAGAAAUGUAGGAUGUUCAGGGAAACGGGAAACAUAGUCAUCUGCUUGAUCGAAAAGGGUUAAGCUCUUAA
Pyrus x bretschneideri (Chinese white pear) is the source of this 2244-nucleotide messenger RNA. RefSeq names its product VIN3-like protein 2. Bases 187 to 2076 code for a protein of 629 amino acids. Gene Ontology annotation, biological process: vernalization response; epigenetic regulation of gene expression. NCBI's taxonomy places the organism in Eukaryota, Viridiplantae, Streptophyta, Magnoliopsida, Rosales, Rosaceae. The record is from RefSeq and is a predicted model, not a curated record. The transcript is spliced from 4 exons.